UACAAGUGGCGACGAUUGCAGUUGAAUGUGCGAUAUAUAAUAAAAGGAGUUAGUACUAAUUCACUGCAUAAUAGCUUAUCAUUUAGAAUGGGUACUAGUGCGUCCAGCAAUAUCCAGUAUGGAGAAGAUAUUGACAGUAUUAUCCAGACACUUAAUUAUACAAUAGUGUGUGGAAUUGAGAUUAAGAAUUCUACAAAAUAUACUCUACAUUCACCUAAAACAAUAGUCCAGUGGGGAUUUCUGUUAUCCCCACCACCUACAGCUAUCAAACCUGGUGGCAAAGGACAUUUUAUUGGUCAUAAACACAGCGCCGGUGUAACAGGAACUACAGGUGUUGUAUCCUAUUUGAUUGGCGAUUCUGAUUUACGAAUGGUUAUUAUGUGGUCGGCACCAUAUAAUUUCGAUUUUUUUGACAACCGUUUAGCAGUUGGCUUUAUAAAAUUUAAUGAUGAUCGGGAUAUUUACAACCGCAUGUAUUAUAAAAAUGAUGAUAAAUUUGACAGAGACAAUUAUUGUAGAAGUUGCAACAUCAUAACAAGUAACAGAGAUGGCUUCAUUAUUCAGGGAAUCAUGGGAACUUCUCACAAAUCAAAGGUGGAAGUUGAAUUAUCUGAAAGAAGUCAAAUGGAUCGAAGUCGUGCUAGGUUUUAAAUAAACAACAUUACUUGUAACUAUAGGUUUUCUUAUUUUAAUCUUUUCAAUAAUCGUAUUACUAGUACCUGAUUUGGAAAAAAUACAUUUUUUUAUAGAGAUUUGAUAAAUGGCCUAUCUACUUAUAAACAUAAUUGGUUUAGUCAUUACCAUGCAUUGGCAAGUUUAUGGACGAUUAAGCAGGAUUUCGAAUUUACAAUUAAUCAUAGCAUUUCUCUGUCAACUAAUCUUAUGUUAGACAAGGACUAAUCUAAAUAAAGUUAUUGAUCACUAGAACUGGAUUUGCUUUAAAUGAAUUAAUUAAAACACAUUGUUCUAUG
This is a messenger RNA of Mytilus trossulus (common blue mussel), 971 nucleotides long. RefSeq names its product echotoxin-2-like. Gene Ontology annotation, cellular component: pore complex. Gene Ontology annotation, biological process: pore complex assembly; monoatomic cation transport; cytolysis in another organism. The transcript has 3 exons. Gene Ontology annotation, molecular function: channel activity. NCBI's taxonomy places the organism in Eukaryota, Metazoa, Mollusca, Bivalvia, Mytilida, Mytilidae. The coding region runs from base 88 to 651 and encodes 187 amino acids. The record is from RefSeq and is a predicted model, not a curated record.